CGGGCCCGUGCGCCGGCGCAUCACUCGCACGCCCGACGCCGCGGCCCGCGCCUGCGCACUUGAACAACGCGAUAUAUUUGAAAUACAUUUUGUUAAAUUAUUUUUUAAUACGCAAUAGUUCGAACAAAUUAGCGAAAUGUACAAGCCAAUCGUUGUUUUGUGUGUGGUGUUGUGUGUUAUAGAGGCGCUCCCAAGUUGGCAGUUCCUGCCUCCGAGGGACGGCUACAUCCCCGUGUAUAUUAGGCCGGGUGACACGCCUCUCAUAGAGAUCAACCCGGACCUCGCCGAGGCCUUCCACGACCUGCCUGCCGGCAGGAGCGCCGGCAAACACCUCGAGGCCUCCCCAGACACCCCAGAAACACCCGCCCCGGAGAAGGACGCCCCUGAGGCCCCCGAACAAGCCGACCAACCCCAACCCGACCCUGACACACCCGAAGACACAUCCAUCGACCGCCGCCCCUACGAAAAGAAAGUACUAGAAAAGAAAACUAAAAAACCCACAGAAGUAACCAAACCCGUGGAACGUAGAUAAGUGUUAGCUUAAACAUUUUUGUACUUAUUAUUUAAGAACAUUUGGAAAUAAUCGGUUACUUUUGAAAGCAAAAUUCUUAAAAGUAAUAAGUUAUUUCGGACAAACUUGCCGAUUAGUUUAGCAAGCAUUAUUGUUAUUUAUGUACCUACUUUGUAAGUCUUCACAGGACGGUUCUCGUAAUUUGCUUUGUACUCAUGUAUUUAUAAUGUAAGAUGAAGUAAAUAAUUUAUUUUUA
Molecule: messenger RNA, 767 nt
Organism: Pectinophora gossypiella (pink bollworm)
Lineage: Eukaryota; Metazoa; Arthropoda; Insecta; Lepidoptera; Gelechiidae
Exons: 2
Coding region: 137-532 (131 amino acids)
Source: RefSeq, a predicted model, not a curated record